UGAAGAGGAAACGCAGCACAGUAGAAGUGUUAUUGCCCGUGAGUGACAGAUAUGGAACUGCUACGGCUCAGCGUCUUCGUCUUACUCAUACAGGUUUCGCUGGCGGUGUGGCAGCGUCUGACUGUGAAGAAAGGUCAGACAGUUGAUUUAAAAUGUCCAAUCACCGAUGCUGACCAGACCAAUGUGGACUGGAAGAAUCCUGAAGGAUAUAUUAUGUUCUUCAAGCACAGUAAAGUGUCCCCAGGUGUAAGGGACAAGCGCUACAGCAUCAACAAACUGUCUCAGUCGGAAUUCAACGUCCGUAUCUCCGAUGUCACCUUUAAAGAUGGCGGCAACUACACAUGCUCUCAGUACGGCGAUCACAUAACAGAGAAGAUAGUGGAGGUGACGGUGUUAGGUCAUCCCAAAAUAACAAGAACAAAACAUGACGGAAGAUUUGACAUAAAAUGCUCUGCCGAGGGGAACAGCUAUCCUCCCCUGAUCUUCUGGAAAUUCAAUCAUGGGCCUGAAAUUCUUGCUCAUUACCAAGUCCUACAUGAAGAUAAAAAAUAUGUGUCAAUGGCUAUUUUACGUGUCCAAUCAGUGGAGAGCAGAGUCACUGUGAAAUGCCUAGUUCGCCACCCAGCUCUGCACUCACAACCUCUGAUGAACUUUGUCAAAAUUGGACAAGAAUCAGCAAAGUCCCUCCGCACUACCACGACCAGUUCACCUACAGCUCGACCUUCAGGCUCAACAGAGGGGCCGAGAACAACCACCAGCUGGUUCAGACCUGGGAAAACAACAGUGUACCUCGCAACCACAGAUGUGAACGGGCAUUCCUCAGAGAGCUCUAUAAAGUUCUCAGCUGUUCCCUCCAAUCAGCUGUUUUCCUCCAACAAGCCAAAGACGGUUACGGCACCCACUGGAUUUCCUCUGAACACUGUUACAACCCCAGACGCACGUCUCGCCACCAGUGAUAAUUCAACAACCUCUGUAUUAUUAGACUCAACCAGCAGCAGGAAUGUCACCAUCAGCAAUGCAACAAGCUCAACAGGCUGGACAUCUGUCUCUGCAACUACAGAGAUCACAUCCUAUAACAGUACGGAGGGAAACAGAACAGGGAGCUUUGAUGACCCGAAGAUGCGGACAGGAAGUGGAGGAGGUUCAUCUUUACUGGUCUUCCUGGUGACAUGCCUGAUCUGCGGCCUUCUGGUGGUGGUCACUUUCUUUGCCAUCAAGCUGAGGAGAGCGCACAUCGCCUGGAAGAGAGUUUUUAUUGUUACAGAGAAUGAAGACUCUGAUCCAUCUGAAGAGAGCAGUAAAUCAAAAUCAAGCCAGGAAGACAAGAACUCCCAAGGACAAAGGCGAAGAGGGAUCUUCAACACGGCAUUCACACAGUACGUUGUUGAAGAACCACCAGUGAUAACCUCAGUGGUAAACACAGCAGCGAUGGCAGCGACAGAGAGUGCAAAUGAAGAGCAGACUUCUCAACGUCAAACCCCGGAAACAACUUUUGCUAAAUGUGACAUAAAGGAGACAGAGCUAUAGCAAUCUGUAAAAUAUAGAAUUUAUAAUGUCAGCAAUAUCAUGUGCACUGUUAUCGUAAGCUUUUUAGCUUUUUUACUGUACUUGUAACAAAAAGAGUGUAUGUUUACAAAGAAAACAAUAUGGUAACACAAUGCUUGUAACUGUAGUACUGUACAAAUACUGUGUAUAUAUAUAUUUUUUUACAUGUACCAAUAAAUUAUAUUUUGCUAGAACAUAA
Molecule: messenger RNA, 1744 nt
Organism: Dicentrarchus labrax (European seabass)
Lineage: Eukaryota; Metazoa; Chordata; Actinopteri; Moronidae
Product: cytotoxic and regulatory T-cell molecule
Exons: 11
Coding region: 52-1527 (491 amino acids)
Biological process (GO): detection of tumor cell; cell recognition; positive regulation of natural killer cell mediated cytotoxicity directed against tumor cell target
Cellular component (GO): plasma membrane
Molecular function (GO): signaling receptor binding
Source: RefSeq, a predicted model, not a curated record